UUACAAGUUUUCAACAUGAACAUUUCAGUGUGCUUCUUAGAAAAGAGCACGCAAGAUCCCCACGGACUUGAGUCAAUGCUGGAUUUUGUCCAUGACAGAAGAGGGACUUCCACCAACGUUCUGCUCCAUCCUUAUCUUCAAGACGUACGCUCAUCCAGCUUCACUGCUUCAGCGCUUCUUGUGCUGCUACACAACUUUUCUUGCUUCACUGGCGAGUUGGAUCACUUCAGUUGCUGUGACACACCUGCAGUCACUCACCAAGGGAUUAUGGCCAGGUUUAUAUGCAGAGGAGACGUUGAGAAGACCGACACCAAAAGGUCGCCGGUAUUUCAAAAAUGUCGGCGCGGAUCAUCAUUUGUUGUUGGUAAUAUGUUUUGUGUUAGUUAACCCGUUGGCUGCCACGCCUCUGUUCCCCCAUGUUAGCUCUGUAGCACGGGCCCGCGCUGUUCGGUCUCGUGGUUUACAUGCCGCGGGGUCGGACAGUCGCACCAGCCCCAGAUUUGGCCGAAAGGCCCUG
Daphnia pulex (common water flea) is the source of this 517-nucleotide messenger RNA. RefSeq lists its product as uncharacterized. NCBI's taxonomy places the organism in Eukaryota, Metazoa, Arthropoda, Branchiopoda, Diplostraca, Daphniidae. The transcript has 3 exons. The record is from RefSeq and is a predicted model, not a curated record. The coding region runs from base 16 to 387 and encodes 123 amino acids.